Molecule: messenger RNA, 4863 nt
Organism: Laccaria bicolor S238N-H82
Lineage: Eukaryota; Fungi; Basidiomycota; Agaricomycetes; Agaricales; Hydnangiaceae
Product: RhoA GTPase effector DIA/Diaphanous
Exons: 13
Coding region: 1-4863 (1620 amino acids)
Biological process (GO): mitotic actomyosin contractile ring assembly; actin filament bundle assembly; barbed-end actin filament capping
Cellular component (GO): mating projection tip; cell division site
Molecular function (GO): actin binding; small GTPase binding
Source: RefSeq, a predicted model, not a curated record
AUGGAUAGUAUCUUCGGUCGCAAGAAAGCCCGCCCGCGUCAAUCAUCAGUAUCAGGACAAGACCUCAAUGAGCGAUCGGUUCCGUACGAUAAGCUUGCGCCACCGCCUCGUUCGCCUAUACCAGUCGCGACCGUCAACCAGGGUCUUCGAGGUAUAUCGGCUCCAAAUACAAACCCUGCCCUCACUACCUCAGGAACGGAGCUCAAUAAAUUCACCCUGCAGCGCAGCAAGCUAGAGAGAGAGAGAGCCUAUGAUCAACAUCCAUCUACGCGACAGGGUUCUCCAAGCACAUCCAUUUCAACGGCCGAUUCUUCAACCCUAUAUGACGAAUACAUGACACCUCUGUCGACAACGGCGAUCUAUACGCCCCAGACAUCUCGCGCUCGAAACAGCGAGGCUUCCUCGUCAUCAUCUCGAAACUCAAACCUCGCAGACUUUGGUCAAUUCGCUCCAUCUGACUCCGCCGCCGCAACUGUAAGACCUACAUCUGGAAUGACCACGAGGUCCGAAACGAAACGAGGUUCCCACUACGCCGCUUCUUUCUCAUCCGAGGGAGGAUCACACUUAUCCCACUUCUAUCAUCGACACCACGCUGGUGAUUCGUUCAAUUUCCCGCGUCCAGACUCGGAAGAAGAGAUCGAAGCUCUAUUUGAAAAAGUAAAGCGAACUCGCGAUCUCGGUGAUUUAAAUCUUCCUUCAAUUGACCAAAAAUGGCACAUGGUGUUCAAUGACGAACAUAUAAGAUGGAAAGAAGAAAGGGCGAGAGAGGAACAAUCUAGGAAGCAGAACGAAACGGGGCAACCUGCGGCGAUUAUGGCAGAGUCUCCCGAAUGGUACCUCAAGAAAUUCCUUGACAAAACAAUAAUGGCAAAGCAAGCCGGAAGCUUACUGGUUUCUUUGAGGAGUAAAGAGCUAAGUUGGUUUCAUCACUUUAUAUCGAUACGCGGAACCUCUGUGCUAGCACAAACACUUAUGCACCUGAGUCGCAAGGGUACUUCACGACGAGAGGCAGACAUUCUAUUGGAGUACGAGGUCGCCAAAUGUAUCAGGCACAUCUUUAAUACUCCGGUGGGGGCAAGAGAAGCAUUAACCCACAACUCGAUCGUUUCGCAAAUAGCCUCUUCCUUGAACACAUCACACCUACCGACGAGAAGAACUCUCCUGGAUGUUCUCACUUUUCUGACAUAUUGGAACGGGGGCGAAGCCCACAGUCUGGUGGUAACCGCGCUUGAGACCCUGAGCUCCUCCAAUAAUGAAGGGGGCGGUUGUUACAACUUUUGGUUUAAGUCCAUGGAGCAGUCUUUGUCUGGCAGGGGAAAGAUGGGCAGCUUGGUGGGAGCCAGUGAGGAAGUGAAGCGUGCAGGCGGGAUAGAUAGCUCUCUGAAUGAUUACGCGCUGUCUAACCUAGUCCUCAUCAAUAGUAUCCUCGACUACAUCGACGAUCUGGAUUUGCGACUACACCAUCGCGCAAUGAUGGACACCGCCGGUUUGCAGCGUAUCAUGGAUCUUUGUCACGAUUUUGGCUUUGCUGGAAUUGAAAUUCAACUCAAGAAUUUGCAGGCGUCUUUGGCUGAGGAUGAGAGGAAGCUGAGGGAACGACUGGAUGAAGCAAUCCUAAAAAACCUGAACGAUCCUCAAGACGUUUACAACGCCAUUUCUGCUAAGACGGACGGCACCAAGGCAAAAGAUUAUUUUUUAUCGAUGAUGCAACAUCUCCUGCUCAUUCGAGAAGAAGGCCAGCCAAUGGUGCAUUAUUAUCAACUUCUGGAUUCAAUUGUGACAGAUGUGGUACUAGACAAAAAAUUAGCCGGUGCGGAGCAGCGAAUGGGCCACUCUGUCGAGCGAAUCAUCGCCCAAUUUAACGAGGCGGAUCGCUACCAAGCUGCAGAGGACGAAGCCGCAGAGGCCCGGGCAAUGGCAAUGAGAUUGAAGUUGGAGAAGGAAGUUUUAGAAGAGGAGAUAGCACAAGGCCAGGAAGGACUUAUUGGAAGGCUUAAAGCGCAGAUUACUCAGAUGGAGGAAAAACUCAACGUUUCUCGGGAGACAACCUCAAGGCUUCAAGGACAACUUCAGACUCAGAAAGCAGGCUACGAAGAGCAAAUCUCUCAACUUGAAGCUCAGAUCAUGGAACUAUUUAGAAUGCUGAAGGAAGUGGGGAAAGGGGUGGAUACAAUUCUUGAUGGGGGAACUCUCGACCGCAAGACCCUGGUUGAGAAAUUGGAGAGAAAUUUCCAGAGACAUAAGACCAUCAGCAUUCUUGAAGGCCGGAACGGUCGUUCACAACGAAAAAAGAAAUCUGGGGAUCAAGGGGAAGAUGAGGAGGAAGAUGUUGAGGCAACGCCUGGAAAGUCUAGCUUAAGGAAGAAACCUGCAGCACUGGGAAGUGUGAAGACGUCAUUGCCUAACACGCAGGGUAGCGGAAAGGUGAUCGUCGACGAGAAUGGACGUGUGUCGCAGUUUAUGGAUGCGGAAGAGGCUGACGCCCAAGAGCAAAUUCAACAACAGUUAGUCGCUGGUGCGAAACUUUACUCACCCCAACUUGGCGGGUCCAGCUCUCGGAGUAUCAGAGGGUCCCCGCGACGUACUCAUCGCCCGCCUUUGGGCGGAGACAUCUUUCAAUCUAACGCCUUGCUCGCUCCUAGGUCUGAUGAUGGUACAAUAAUUGACCAAAGCGAUAUAAGCCGUUCUUCUUCACCCGUGAAUGAUGACGAAAGUGAAUACGACCAGUCAACAAGGAGCGGUUUUACAGAUGGGACGGAGGACACUGUCAUUACUUCCAUCAGUUCUGAGGGCUCAACUAGUAACUCUCGGACACCUGCGCCCGUAUCUUUCUCCGAGGCACUUAAUAAACACUUUCUGGCGAAAGGCAAGUCAUUGCCACCAGAAGACCGAAGUCCCUUGCCGUCCCCCGGGCUCUUACCUCCAGCCGAGGAAGUACCGAAUGGCUUAUCACCUCCGCCGCCGCCGCCUCCUCCUCCUCCUCCUCCUCCUCCUCCUCCUCCACCACCACCGCCCCCUCCCCCUCCCCCUCCCCCUCCUCCAGGUUUCAAAGGGAUCAUUCCGUCUUCGAGCGGCAUCCCUCUGCCACCUCCACCCCCGCCACCCCCAGGACCGGGUUUCAAAUCUGCUUCAAGUUCCACUCGAACUUCUGCGCGGACAUCUUUGCUUGGUUCCAAUCUAAAUUAUCUCUUCUCCGCUCGCAAAGAAAUGCCCAUAACACCCAGCACGAAGAUGAAGCAACUCCAGUGGGACAAGCUCCCCCAGCAGCAAGUAGUCAAAACACUCUGGAACGACGACAAGCCGCAGCAGGAGAAGGAAAUGCUCCAAAAACUCCAGAUGGACGGCGUAUGGAUGGAGAUGGAGGAGGAUUUCAAGGCCAAGCAGCUUGUCAUAAAUCUCAUGGCACGGCAGAAGCGUGCCGAGCUGAGGAGUAUUUUGGACCCCCAAACUAAGAAGCACGUUGAAAUUCUCAUGCAACGGGUGAAGAGGCUUGAACCAGAAGAGAUUGCUCGCAAGAUUCAGCAAUUCGAUCAAGAGCUAUGUACGCAAGGUUUUUUGAGCGAGCUCAAGCCUGUUCUCCCGUCCCCUGAACAAGUUGGAAAGCUGAACGUCUAUCGUAAUGCGGACCCGGAAGAACUGGCCGGACUGCAUACCGCCGACCGUCUGAUGGUACAACUUAUACAGAUCAAUCGAUUGGGUCCGCGUAUCGAAGGGAUGUUGUACAAGGUAUCUUUUGAAGAGACGUGGUCAUUGCUGGAUGAGGGAGCCAAGAAACUUUCAGCAGCUGGCCGUUCGCUCUUGGAUGCCCAACACUUUAAAGAGCUACUCAAUCUCAUUCUUUUGAUUGGAAACUACAUGAAUGGGACAGGCAUCAAGGGCGGUGCUUUUGGCUUCCGAGUCAGCAGUAUCAACAAGCUGGUAGACACCAAAUCAGUCAAUAAUACAACACUGCUUCACUUCCUGGAAAGAACGAUCUCGAAACAUUUUCCGGAAAUGGAAGAUUUCUUGGACGAAUUGGAAAAGCCCGCUGAAGCGUAUCGAGGUACCCAACACGUUUUCCGAGCCGCAGCCGAAAACUUACAUUUUAUUGUAGUCAACCUGCAAGAUGUUAGGAAAGGUCUGACGGAUUUGCGCGAGGGUCUCAAACGGAUCCGACAGGAAUUAGGAGAGCAUUUUGCUGAUUUGGACGAGAACGAUAAGUACGGGAAACAAAUGUGGGCAUUCGUCACCAAGUCGAAUCAGUCCCUGGAAGAUUUGGUGGACGAUGUGGGAAACGCCGAAACGACGUUUACCGAUGCCAUUAACUAUUAUGGAGAAGAGGACAAGAACAUGUCGUCCUCAGAAUUUUACGGCAUCUUCAAGACCUUUGUCACGUCGUACAAGAAAUGCAAAGCCGACAACCAAACGGCAGCGGAGGAAAAAUCAGCUUUCGAGAAGCGUAGGGCGGCGAUGGAGGAAAAUAAAGCUAACCGUCAGAAGGCACUUGAGAGUGCGAGCGUAGUUGAGGGCGAUGACGUGCUGGAGACGUUGUUGGACAAGCUACGAAAUGGCGACAUCGUGGGUCGGAGAACUGCACGCCGACGUCCUGUUGCCGAGACUCGCUCGUCGGCACUGCCAACACUCACCGUCGACGCAACACUCAGGCAUGAUACAAUAGAUAUCGCGCGAGAUAUGUUGGCGCGGCUACAAUCAGACGGGUUUGUUGCUGCUCCGCCAGCUUCACCGACUGUGGCUGCCACCCAACGUAGACGUCGACGUCGAACCGAGAGGGGAUUAGGCAGUGAGCGAGAAAUGCCAGGGUCACCUCUCUCUACAGAAAUCCAGGAGGACUCUAAAUCAGAGACACAGGCUGAGGUAGAAUAG